Molecule: messenger RNA, 2268 nt
Organism: Ogataea philodendri
Lineage: Eukaryota; Fungi; Ascomycota; Pichiomycetes; Pichiales; Pichiaceae
Exons: 1
Coding region: 1-2268 (755 amino acids)
Biological process (GO): proton transmembrane transport
Cellular component (GO): membrane
Molecular function (GO): antiporter activity
Source: RefSeq, a predicted model, not a curated record
AUGGCGGUUUCCACAUCGUCAGCGGCCGGAAUCAUUGCCGGGAUGAAUCCAUUGGAAUAUUCCUCGUCCCAACCUUACACGCUGUUCAUAUUUCAAACCAUAUUUGUUGUGGUGUUAGCUCAACUUGUCCAUAAACCUUUGUCGAUCCUCAAACAGCCCAAGGUCAUCGCAGAGGUGAUCACCGGUAUUCUCCUUGGACCAAGUGUCAUGGGCCACAUUCCUAGAUUCACAAGUCUCGUUUUUCCAACAAGCUCAAUUCCCGGACUUACUCUGGUUGCGAAUGUCGGAGUGUGUCUGUUACUGUUCAUGGUUGGCUGCGAGGUGGACGUCGAGUUCAUCAAAAAGAACCUUAAAAUUGCAUUUUCUGUCGGCAUAUUUAACAUGGCGGUCCCCUUUGGACUGGGCUGUGCGAUCGCAGUUGGUCUGUGGAACGAAUAUAGAGUCAAUGACGACGACUUGCAACCAAUUAAGUUCACCACGUUUAUGGUGUUUAUUGCCGUCGCCAUGUGCAUCACUGCGUUUCCCGUGCUUGCCAGAAUCAUCACAGAGCUGGGUCUGGUAAAAGAUCGAGUCGGUGUCGUGGUUCUUGCUGCCGGAAUCACCAACGACUUGAUCGGGUGGAUCCUUCUUGCUCUCAGCAUCACGCUGGCCAACUCUUCGAAGUCCGAAAUCACAGCUUACAUAUGUCUGGUCGUUAUUGGCUGGUGUUUGUUUGUGGUGUAUCCGUUGCGGUUUCUUCUCCGCAAAGUGCUGUUCAAGCUGGACGAGAUCCACACCGGCCCUUCGCAACUCGGAACAACCAUCAUUCUGAUGCUUAUGUUUGCGUCUGCAUUUUUCACAGACAUAAUUGGAGUCCACCCCAUCUUUGGCGCAUUCAUUGUGGGCACUAUUGUUCCGCGUGAAAACAACUAUGUCAUCAUCCUCACAGAAAAAAUCGAGGACCUAGUCAAUAUCGUUUUCGUGCCGCUAUAUUUCGCGCUGGCCGGUCUCAGUGUCAACCUGGGCCUUCUUAAUAGAGGUAUCGACUGGGCCUACAUUGUCUGCAUUGUUGUGGUGGCCAUGGUCGGGAAGAUCUUUGGUGGAUUCGUGGCAGCCAAGUUUUGCGGGCUGUACAAACGAGAGUCGCUCUCGGUUGGUGUUCUAAUGUCCUGUAAAGGAAUUGUGGAGAUCGUGGUGUUGAACACCGGUCUGAACGCUGGCAUCAUUUCGCAGAAGACUUUUUCAAUGUUUAUUGUCAUGGCACUCAUUGCUACCUUUCUCACCACUCCGCUCACAUUGUGCUGCUACCCACAAUCUUACAGAGACUCUGUGCAGAGACGACUUGCCGAAAAGGAGGAGUCUGUGUCUGUGCCUGCUUCUGACUCCUCGUUGCAGCCUGAUGAGUACCAGCAGAUCGAGUUCAAGCGGCUCAUUCUGAACGCCAACAACCUCGAAAACAUAACCACCGAUCUUAUUCUGCUUGACCAUUUGGCAAUCCCAGCCAAACUACCCAUACAUGGAGUGCACAUCAAAUCUCUUACUCCUAGAACGGCAGAUCUGCUUUACGCAUCGAUGCUAAAAGACGAAGAGCGAACCGAAAACACGCACUUAAACGCUAUACUGAGCAUUCUCAAGAUAUUCAGCGACUUGAAUUCCAUACAGUUCACCUCUGAGAUUCUAUACAGUCUUCCGCAAGACCAAUUCAAGACGCUUCUAUCUGGAGUGACCUACUUCAAGCACGAUCUGCUGGUUCUGACCAUGAGCAUCAAGGACUUUGAGAAAAACCGUCAGGUGAUGGCCGAACUAAGAAAGGCAGAUAUCAUUGACGUUCACCGGUGUUUGUUUGUGAACAACAAUCAGGAACUGGCUUCCAAGGCCUACAACGAGUCCGUCGACGAUAAAUCGCUGAUCUCAACAGACACGUUCCUUAACCCAAAUUCGUUUGAGAUCAGCACACUACUGCUAGUUUUUACUAGUUCCAAGAUGAGCCAACGAGAUAUGGUUGCACUGAAACUGUUCAGCGUCCUUAUUCUCCAUCGAAGGAUAUCCACGGCCCAAAUUCUUGUCGAGGAGUCGAACGAGAUCAGGGCAAUCAUCCUGAACGACCCGUUAUUAGCGCAAAACCCCAACAUUAGUGUCUCGGCUAUGGGACCCAACGAAAUAGAGAAACUUUACGACCGGAGCGCGCCUUCUAUGAACAACCUGGUUAUCAUCACCAACGAGAAGUCAUCUGACCCCCUGGUGGACCAUCUGGUUGAUCAAAAUUAUAAACUCCUCCUAGUCUACUAA